Salvia hispanica is the source of this 1092-nucleotide messenger RNA. It is a transcript of the gene HB-2, whose product is annotated as homeobox protein 2. The record is from RefSeq and is a predicted model, not a curated record. Gene Ontology annotation, molecular function: DNA-binding transcription factor activity, RNA polymerase II-specific; sequence-specific DNA binding. Gene Ontology annotation, cellular component: nucleus. Lineage: Eukaryota; Viridiplantae; Streptophyta; Magnoliopsida; Lamiales; Lamiaceae. Gene Ontology annotation, biological process: regulation of DNA-templated transcription.
UUGCAUCUCAGCAAAGCCAUUCUUUGUGAACAAAGCACUUGCUUUUUCCCUUUCCCAAUUCAUCCGAUCAAGCGAUUCAGAAAAUGAUGGUUCAGAAAGAUCAAGAGCUGGGGUUGAGUUUGAGUCUCAGUUACCCUGCGCAAAAGAGGCCAGUUGUUUCUACUGCAACUCCACUCCACCUCAAUCUCAUGCCAUCUUCAUCUUCUCCCUCUCCUUUCACCAUCAACACUAACAACAAUUGCUGGACUCAAGCCUUCACUUCUUCAGAUCGGAGAGGUGAGGAGACGAGAUCGUUUUUGAAGGGAAUCGACGUGAACUGCCUGCCGGAGACGGCGGAGGAGGCGGCGGCGGAGGAGGAGGAAGGCGGAGUCUCCUCCCCAAACAGCACCAUCUCCAGCCUCAGCGGCAAGCGCAGCGAGCGCGAAGAUCACGACGGUUUCUCCCGCGGAAUCAGCGACGAAGAGGACGCCGAGAACGCCAGGAAGAAGCUCCGCCUCUCCAAGGAUCAAUCCGCCGUUCUCGAGGAAAGCUUCAAAGAGCACAGCACGCUCAAUCCAAAGCAAAAAAUGGCUCUGGCGAAGAGAUUAGGGCUCAGGCCGAGGCAGGUCGAGGUCUGGUUUCAAAACAGAAGAGCAAGGACGAAAUUGAAGCAAACAGAGGUGGAUUGCGAAUUUCUAAAGAGAUGCUGCGAGAAUUUGACAGAGGAAAACAGGAGGCUGCAGAAGGAGGUGCAAGAGCUGCGAGCGCUGAAGCUAUCUCCGCAGCUCUACAUGCAGAUGACGCCGCCAACAACUCUCACAAUGUGCCCUUCCUGCGAGAGAGUGGCGCUGCCCUCCGCCGCCGAUCCCGUCGCCGUCGCUCAGCCGCGGCCGAUUCCGUUCAAUCCGUGGCCGGCUGCCCCUCGCUGCAGGCCUUUCGAUGCUAUGCAAUCUAGAUCGUGAUUUAUUCAUAUAUUUUUUUGGAGUUUAGUAGAUUCAUCUUUUUAGUACUGAUUUUGCUUGUUCUUCUUUUUUUCUUGAGAUUAUUAAUCUUUGGAUGUAAAUUGGCUUCAGAUGAUUAAAUUUUAGUGGAAUAGAGUUGAGAAUUAUGAAA